GAUAAUAUGUACAUGCAUGAGGUCACAUUGCAUGACCUGAAUGUUUUGCACGAUGGCGCUGAUCUUCCUGGCCCCCUCCGCCUUGAGUUGCGACUUGUGUCUCCUCGUUUUAUUACUCGUUACCACGCCUUACGAGAUCAGAUUGCGCGUCUAGAGUUAACCGUCGAAGAAGAAGGAAGCUAUCAUGAUGGACUUCAAGGCGAAAAAGGUACGUUCAUACAGUGCGUCAGCGACUUCGACAUAAGUUCAUGA
Messenger RNA from Laetiporus sulphureus 93-53, 252 nucleotides. RefSeq lists its product as uncharacterized. NCBI's taxonomy places the organism in Eukaryota, Fungi, Basidiomycota, Agaricomycetes, Polyporales, Laetiporaceae. The record is from RefSeq and is a predicted model, not a curated record. The annotation marks the transcript as partial. The transcript has a single exon.